GGUGGACUAGAAGACAUACUGCUGCUGCUGCUUACUGCAGCCUGGGCCAUGGACCCCCAUGAGAUGCUUUCGAAGAAUCCAUAUGCCCACAUCAGCAUCCCUCGGGCUCACCUGCGGUCUGACCUGGGGCAGCAGUUAGAGGAGGUUCCCUCUUCAUCUUCCUCCUCUGAGACUCAGCCUCUGCCUUCAGGAACCUGCACCCCAGGGCCAGAGAGUGUCUUGCAAACUGCUGAAGCCCCAGGGCCCAAGGGGGUCAAGGGUGUCAAAGGUACUGCUGAGCAGAGUCAACAGACCUGGCAGUCACCCUGCAAUCCCUAUAGCGGUGGGCAGCGUCCAUCAGGACUGACUUAUGCUGGCCUGCCGCCUGUGGGGCGUGGUGAUGACAUUGCCCACCACUGCUGCUGCUUCCCUUGCUGUUCUUGCUGCCACUGUCCACGAUUCUGCCGUUGUCACAGCUGUUGUUGUGUUGUCUCCUAGCCUGGCUAUCCAAUAUCCAGGGUUAUAGGGCCCAGGCCUCAGCCCAAUGCCAAAGUGGUGCUGGACAUCAGGAGUAGCCAUUGUCAUGGGCAUCAGCCACUUCCUACUCUGACGGGAGCCUGUCCACCAGAAAGGCUCAACUGGUGCCCUCUGGAAUAGGGUCCCAGCCAGGUUGGCAGCAAUAAGGACACCCUUCACUUCCUACAAGACUUUGGCAAUAAAGCGGGGUGAGCAUUG
Messenger RNA from Phodopus roborovskii (desert hamster), 714 nucleotides. It is a transcript of the gene Cysrt1, whose product is annotated as cysteine rich tail 1. The record is from RefSeq and is a predicted model, not a curated record. The coding region runs from base 49 to 477 and encodes 142 amino acids. NCBI's taxonomy places the organism in Eukaryota, Metazoa, Chordata, Mammalia, Rodentia, Cricetidae. The transcript has 2 exons.